CGAGAGAGCGAGGGAGAGCGGCGGGAGGGCGGGGGGCGGGGGCGCCGGCCGCGGGUGGGAGGAGAGACCGGGAGGCCGGGCUGUGCCCCGGGUCGCCGCGCCGCGACCUGCAGACCCCGCAGCCGCGGUCCGGCCCGGGUCCCACGCCCCCGCCGCCCCGCGCACCCAACUCCACGGGCCGCCCUGCCCGUCCCGUGCGCUUGCAGACCCCGGGGCGGCUGCCGGGAGGAUGCUGGAAGAAACUUCUUAAAUGACCGCGUCCGGCUGGCCGUGGAGCAUUUCUGGGUUGGGGAGAGGAAAGGAAAGUGGAAAAAAACUGAGAACUUCCUGAUCUCUCUUGCUGUGAGACAUGUCUGAGACUCCUGCUCAGUGUAGCAUUAAGCAGGAACGAAUUUCAUACACCCCUCCGGAGAGCCCGGUGCCUAGUUACGCGUCCUCGACUCCGCUUCAUGUUCCAGUGCCUCGCGCGCUCAGGAUGGAGGAAGACUCGAUCCGCCUGCCAGCGCACCUGCGCUUGCAGCCAAUUUACUGGAGCAGGGAUGACGUAGCCCAGUGGCUCAAGUGGGCUGAAAAUGAGUUUUCUUUAAGGCCAAUUGACAGCAACACAUUUGAAAUGAAUGGCAAAGCUCUCCUGCUGCUGACCAAAGAGGACUUUCGCUAUCGAUCUCCUCAUUCAGGCGAUGUGCUCUAUGAACUCCUGCAGCAUAUUCUGAAGCAGAGGAAACCUCGGAUUCUUUUUUCACCAUUCUUCCACCCCGGAAACUCUAUCCACACACAGCCAGAGGUCAUACUGCACCAGAACCACGAGGAAGAUAACUGUGUCCAGAGGACCCCACGGCCAUCAGUGGAGAACCUGCACCACAACCCUCCCACCAUUGAACUGUUGCAUCGCGCUAGAUCACCCGUCACAACCAACCACCGACCUUCUCCGGACCCAGAGCAGCGGCCCCUCCGGUCCCCCCUGGACAACAUGAUCCGCCGCCUCUCCCCAGUGGAGAGAGCCCAGGGGCCGAGGCUCCACCAAGAGAACAACCACCAGGAGCCCUACCCUCUGUCAGUGUCUCCCAUGGAGAAUAACCACUGCCCACCGUCCUCUGAGUCCCACCAGAAGCCUUCCAGCCCCCGGCAGGAGAGCACGCGGGUGAUCCAGCUGAUGCCCAGCCCCAUCAUGCACCCUCUUAUCCUGAACCCCCGGCACUCUGUGGAUUUCAAGCAGUCCAGGCUCUCCGAGGACGGGCUGCACAGGGAAGGGAAGCCCAUCAACCUCUCUCAUCGGGAAGACCUGGCUUACAUGAACCACAUCAUGGUCUCUGUCUCGCCACCCGAGGAGCAUGCCAUGCCCAUUGGGAGAAUAGCAGACUGUAGACUGCUUUGGGAUUACGUCUAUCAGCUGCUUUCUGACAGCCGGUACGAAAACUUCAUCCGAUGGGAGGACAAAGAAUCCAAAAUAUUCCGGAUAGUGGAUCCCAAUGGACUGGCUCGACUGUGGGGAAACCAUAAGAACAGAACAAACAUGACCUAUGAGAAAAUGUCCAGAGCUCUGCGCCACUACUACAAACUAAACAUUAUCAGGAAGGAGCCAGGACAAAGGCUUUUGUUCAGGUUUAUGAAGACCCCAGAUGAAAUCAUGAGUGGCCGGACAGACCGCCUGGAGCACCUUGAGUCGCAGGAGCUGGAUGAACAGAUCUACCAAGAAGACGAAUGCUGAAGGAGCUAACACCCCACCUCAGCAGGCCGGCAGCGGAGGACACCCCGCCCCCCGGGAGUGCUGGAGGAGCCACGGGGCGGGCGGGCUGGGGAGAGGUGGGAAGGAGGAGGCCCGGAAAGGGGAGCAACACUUCUCUUGCAUACCAGGAGGGACCCCAGAGCACCUUAGACAAACCACCCAGCGACGGCGGGGCUGGAACUCUGGCAGCGGGCACGGGCCUGGGACUCGCGUUUCACGUUUCCUUCUCAUCUGCAAUCUGUCCAUCUGUAAUUCCUCACCCUCACCCUUCCACUUAUUGUUAGUUUCAUGGCAUUUCUGGUUUUGUUUUUGUUUUUAAGAACAUGCAGUUUAACUUUUCAUCAUUCAUAUAAAGGAAGACAUCUGAUGUUGUUUUCCUAUGGAAAUAUGUCUAUUAUAUAUAUAUAUUUUUUUUGCAAAUCUCACCAAGUGCGGCAAGCCCAGCUGGUCAGGAAAGGGAAUCCUUGCAAAAGUCUUCAGGUUCCUCUUUUUCCUGCCAUGGGGAUCAGGUUUGUUCCAGUUGGGUCUUGGCUGAAGGUUAAAAAAAAAAAGAAGAUAAAGUGAAAAAGGGAGCUUUUUUCCCCCUCUCUUGCUUGCUUUCCUUCCCUCUUUUCUCGUCUCCAUCCUGCCUGCCUGCCAUUGAGUGUCAGACACCUUUCAGCAGAGCGCAGUCUCUUGGAGGGUCUUGGGAAUUGUUGGCACCUGAACACUUCGUGGCUGGCACCCCAAUAUCAGAUCCAGAUUCCAGCAUUUGGUCACCCAUCCGAGAGAGGCAAAAAAACAUCCCAGAUGCUGCUGUACUCCAGAAAGAUCAGGGCUGGUCUACUAGGCCACCCCUAAAAUGUCGUGAGAGCCACGUGGCUCAGUGGUUCUACUGAGCAUGAGAUAAGGAGGAAAGGCAGUCGAACUUAUGUGGAAGGCUCCCACGUCCUGGGAUUAGCUUGCAAGUGCUGCAAAGUAGAAAAUCUCUAAAUGCCAUGUGGGCCUGGCAGUUCUCAAACUGGGUGAAAAUAUUCUGCCAUGGGGACUUAUUUUUCCAAAGCAGGUUGUUGAGGCUAGCUGAGAGGAAAAAGCUCUUCUCAGCACCAUUCCAGAGGCCAUCUUGUGGUCAUACCCUCACCUGAUUUUUUUUUUUUUUUAAAUUCUUAGCCUUUUUGAGUGUUUCCUGGUCCCAUCUGGGACCACUUAAGAGGGAGGGCUCCCCACGUACAGCCUCAGUUGCAAUCCCUGCUGCCCACCCUGGUCAGACAGAAGUUUCCUUCCUCAUUGUGCUGGAGAAAGGACCCAUUUGUGGCUCUUUCCCAUCUCAAGGUAAGGUUGGUAGCAUCUUGUGAAAUGAGGCAAAUGCCCAUCCUUAGUACUUUUGAUGAUAACAUUUUUAGAGAACUGUUUUAGGUUGUUUGUUUUUUUUCCUUUUCUAGCCUUCUAAUCGACUCUUUCACUGUAGGUUCAGCCAUCCAAUACAAGGAUGUCUUUUACCCAAAAGACUUACAAAGCCGCCCUCCCCCCACCCCCCACCUUCAUUUCUUUCUGUUUCCUCUACUCAGUUGGGUGAGAGUCUCAUGGCUACUCCAGUGAAAACCCUGCCCUCUCAGCAGCAACUCCUGCUGAAGCAGCCAGACCCCUGGGCUCCCCAUGAGCCAUUUCUGAGUUGACUCCGGCAUGCAGAGCUUGGGGCACACGAGCCAGAAGAAUUCCUCACUGGCCUUACUGACAAGGACACCAGCAGGGGGGGCAGGGGGGUGAGCAAGUAGAUGGAGUACGGCUUAAGGACAUUGGAAUUGAGGAGGUGAUUAGGGCUCUUUGGUCUUGCUUGUUCCUGCCUCUUAUGGACACACAAGAUGGCCAGCUCCCCUGUCCCCUCAUCACACACUCCCCCCACUCUCACUUCCAAGAAUUCUUGGCUUGAGGUCAGGGACUGUCUGUGAGAGGUUAGAGGGUCCCCAUGAUGAAGGAAAUGAUGAAGAAAGUCCCAGCAUGACUUUCAAGACUGUUCAGCUCACUGUGAUAUGUGUUCCAGCCUCUAAGGUGACUGAUGAUGUAGCUCAGAUGCAUAGAAUGAGCCCAAUACCAGCUGUGCUGUGGGCGCCACUGAGUCUUUACUGAAGGGCAGUGUAAGGGCUGGAGAAAAAGGCUGAAAUCAGAGACCAGGGCAUGAGGUUCCUCUUCCCUAAGAUUAGGACAUCUCAUUCUGGCCACUUUUACCCAGGAGAAGUCCUCAGUGUCUUACUCUUCAAAGAAUCUUAUGGUUCAAUUAUGGAGGAAAAUUCCUUUUGCCCCAAGAAAAUCUGUACUUAAAGCAAUAUCCUAUGAGGAUAUAUUAGACUUAGGAUGACACCUUCAGCCACCUGAGGAAAUAGCAGAAGGUCCCCUUUCCCGAGGAUCUUCUUUCCCAUUCAGAUAUUACCAAUUGUGAUCUGCUGCUGAUCCCUUAAUACAAAAGUCCUUUUCGUGUGUUCUUUGAGGGAAGACCUAGGUAGUGCUGACACCAGGAUACAGUGUUUGCAACACUACAGGCCCCAAAGAUUUCACAUUCAAUUUAGCAAUUCUUUAUGAAGCCCCCACUAGCCUGUGUGAAUCAGAAUGACUCAGGCACAGUAUCUCUACCCGGUUGGAAGCUUACACUCUACUUGCAGAAUCCAUCUAGCAUGAAAUGUCUCUUUUUAACACUAAGUGCUAGGGAUGAAAAAUUUCACCUGGGACCAAAUUAAAUGCUCAUCUAGGCUCUGAAUGGUUGGACCUUCCCCCUUUGUCGUCAGGGGACUAUUCUUGGCUCACAAAAUCAGAAAUCAGGAAGGAAAAGGCAGAGCUGUACAGGGAGAGAAGCGCUUCCUCCAACUAUGUCAGGGAAGAGGCCUCUCACUUUUAUCUUGCAGUUGUCUAGCAACCUGGGGUUGGCCAGCUUUGCUCCUCUCCAUCAGAAGAAAGCAGUAACAAGUGGCUGAACUGGUGAUGUCGAAGGUGACGUUAUCCCUAAUAUCUUUUUGACCCAAAUCUACCCAGUCCAGACUAAGGCAGCAUCACCAAUGUUCCAAAGCCCUUUGAGGGCUCCUUACAGGAAAAAAGGAAUGAAAGACUGAUGGAUGUCUCCUUUUUUGGUAUGUUUGGAACCCUUUGGUCCAUUGUCUUUUUACACUGCUAGCUCACCCAAAUGGGAAUGUAACUUUAGCUGAAAUUUAAAUGGCCAUGACUGAAUUUACCUAAAUGACUAAGGAAUCACCAUUUCCACCUUUUGCUGCCUCAGAUCCAACCUUCAAUACAUUUUUGAAACAUUAACUCCCUUUUGCAGAAGGGAAACCUGAGUAUCAGAGAGGGAAGGUAACUUGUCCUGGGGCACACAGCAUGUCCAGCAAAGAACUAGCAUUGAGAUCCAGCCCAGCCUUGCCCGCCCCCCCCCACACACACACAACCCCACUACCCCCUAUUUGACCCAUUCCCACUUAGGAAGCUGAAUAUAAAAGGUUUUUUUU
This is a messenger RNA of Choloepus didactylus (southern two-toed sloth), 5196 nucleotides long. It is a transcript of the gene ETV6, whose product is annotated as ETS variant transcription factor 6. The transcript is spliced from 8 exons. The record is from RefSeq and is a predicted model, not a curated record. Bases 350 to 1708 code for a protein of 452 amino acids. Gene Ontology annotation, cellular component: nucleus. NCBI's taxonomy places the organism in Eukaryota, Metazoa, Chordata, Mammalia, Pilosa, Megalonychidae. Gene Ontology annotation, biological process: cell differentiation; regulation of transcription by RNA polymerase II. Gene Ontology annotation, molecular function: sequence-specific DNA binding; DNA-binding transcription factor activity, RNA polymerase II-specific.